GCUAAUUUUUUUAUUUUGAAUAAGUUGUUUAAAACGUGCGCCCGUUAUCGCAUUUUGGUAUCUAUACCGCGCAUUAUUAUCGGCUGCAUUAAUAUCGUUUAUUACCGGCCGGCAGGCUGAAACGCAAGAACUACAAACGAAAUUCCACACUACACUUAAGCCUCUUCUAGUGUAUUCCAGGUGAAAUCCACGUAAAUUUCAGUCGCUGGAAUUGCGUGCGAUAGCUGCGGCUGCAUAUCGAUAGGGCGAAGGAAAUUGUAAAACAGCGAAAACCCGACUCCAUCGGCGUAGCGUGCUCGUAAGAAAAGUGAAGAAAAUAAAGCGGCUGGGAAAAUUAAUAAUUUUCCCUGCAUUUUAGGAAAUUAAUUUAUUAGCAAAUAUUUGCGCAACGACGAGACAAUACUAGCUGCAGUUUUUAUUAGCGUACUUAAACCAUUCGAAGGCGAAGACGCUCAGUGAAAGACGCAAUCGAAAAGAAGCAAAAUUUACGUGCGUGUGCGUGUGUGUGUGAGUAUUAGUAGGGACGCCACUGCAGAGCCGAGAGCGCGCGCAUUUAGCGAAGAAAACACGAACAGCAACAGCAAAACAGCCAUGGAAGAGGUUGCGGUGAAGAAGCGCGGCAGGCCUCCAAAGAAUCCUGCUGCAGCCGGUAGCCAGCAAAGUGCAAGUCCGAGUGUGGUGGACGCCGCCGCCACGAUUCCGAAGAAGCGUGGUCGACCGCCAAAGAGUGCUAAGGUCCAGGUACAGCGCGGCAGACCAGCUAAGAAGCCGGUCAAUCUGAGCGACAGCGAGGGUGAGGGUGAUAGCGAUGACGAUUCCAAUGAGAAUGUGGCAAAGACUGUGGCAUCUCCCCAACUCAUACCCAAGGGACGCGGUCGCCCGCGUAUCAACAACUACGAUGCUGAGGUCCCAGCUAAAUCAAAGGCCUCAUCGCCCAAGCGCCGCAAGCUGGGCCGUCCCAAGAAGUAUCAGCCAAGUGAGAGCGAAGAUGAGAAGAGCGACGAUGAUGAUGAAGAGAUUCGUCGCCGGGCGGGACGUCCCCCGACUGGGUCCGUCAAUCUGAAUAUUGUACGCACCGGACGUGGCCAGGGCAGACCUAAAACUCAUGUGGAGAAACGCCCGGCAGCCGAAUGGACCGGAGAUGGACUUUCGCCCAAGAAACGCGGCCGUCCGUCAUCGAACAAGCCAGCUUAUGUGCCAACUGGCCGUCCACGCGGCCGACCAAAAGUCAGCAAGCCUGUUGAGGAAGAAGACGAUGACGACGAGGACGGAGAUGAGGACUCCGUGGAGGAGCAGCCUGAGAAGGCAGCAGCCGUUGCUUCUCCUCCUGCAGUCAAGAAGCGUGGACGUCCUCCUGGACCAAACAAGUCGUUGAAUGAGGGAGCUCCCAAGCCGCGCGGACGUCCGCCAAAAGCUAAUCACAGCGCCUUAAACCACGAUCAUGACGGAGACGAAUCCACUGAUGAUGCUGCUAGCAAGAAGCCAGCCGAUCGCGACCGCGGCUUUAAUGACGCCUACGAGGAUGCCGCCUCUUCGAAGGAGGACUCCAAGUCGACAUGCGACGGCGAGGCCGCCAAUGAUACCGCCGAAUCCAUUGAAUGUGUCUCCGAUGCCGCAGGGCCCGAGUCGGCCACUGCCUAAGCACCCCUCGACACCUACAUAUAUUAAUCUUAGGAAUACAACAAAAAUAAGCAAAAAUCCUCUUCGGCACCACAGACCACAGUGCAGGAAAUGCAGCUCCAACUUUCCCCCCCAAGACUAUUCAGGACAAGACCCUCUAUAGAUACAUACACUACAUAUAUAGGGCUAAGAUAUUUUGAAAUAACAAAUGUUUGUCCGUAUAGUUGUUUUGCAUAUUCCGUUUGCUUUCAUUGAAGCCUUUCAAUCAUCGUUUAAAAACACAAAUGCACAAUACAAUACACACAUUUGUAUUCACAAACAUCCUAUUUCUAAGAGAACGGAGAUGAGAAGAAAAAAUUGUAUUUCCUUUUUAAUUCACUAAGAAAUUAUCAAAUUGAAUUGACUCAAUGGUUUAAAAAUUAAAAUACACAACACAUGUAUAUGUA
Messenger RNA from Drosophila obscura, 2066 nucleotides. RefSeq names its product chromosomal protein D1. The coding region runs from base 592 to 1641 and encodes 349 amino acids. Gene Ontology annotation, molecular function: DNA binding. The transcript has 3 exons. NCBI's taxonomy places the organism in Eukaryota, Metazoa, Arthropoda, Insecta, Diptera, Drosophilidae. The record is from RefSeq and is a predicted model, not a curated record.